Molecule: messenger RNA, 2648 nt
Organism: Pisolithus orientalis
Lineage: Eukaryota; Fungi; Basidiomycota; Agaricomycetes; Boletales; Pisolithaceae
Product: kinase-like domain-containing protein
Exons: 6
Coding region: 81-2522 (813 amino acids)
Biological process (GO): intracellular signal transduction; peptidyl-serine phosphorylation
Molecular function (GO): protein serine/threonine kinase activity; ATP binding
Source: RefSeq, a predicted model, not a curated record
GAUGUUUUGCUAUUUAUCCGCCCUCUGGGCGUACUCGAAGAUCACCGCAUUAGUUGACGUCGCAUCCCCGUCGUUCCACCAUGAGAUCCAAACGACUCUUCUCCCACUCCACCAUCGGACUCAAACGUCUCAUCUCCCGUGUUAUCGGCAAACUCAAGAAUACGGAACGUCACAAAGCCGAUUUUACCACUACUAGUCACGCAAACCCCGUCGAUACUCCACAGCUGAUAUUUACAGAGACGCCCGAACUUUCAGGACCUGCAGUCCACCUUGAUGUGUCCUCUCCAGCUAUUGUCGAGCCCGACGCCGCUUUGAUGCAGGUUGUCUUGUGGCAACCACCAGUUCCACCUGUUGUUCCUACUCCCCGCAUUGUCUCUUCUCAUAGCAUCCUCUUCCCCCCUCUCGUCCGCACAGCCGCAGCUCUUGCGUUGGGAUGUCCACCUACAAUCGCAGCACAACCUCUUGCUUGCCUUCUUUCACCUCUACGCUACGGCAACCGUUUGGAACACGAUCUGAUGCUUCAAAUACUCCAGCAGUCUGCCCACAUACCCACCGCCAUGCGUAGCAUGGAGGUCGGUGAGCCCACUCCAGACGAGAAUCGCAGUUCCACUACCCCAGAAAUUCGCUAUCUCGUGGCUGACCCUACCCUUGCUCACCUCGCUCCCAUGCAGAAGAUUCCGCCUGGUGCUUACGGACCUUGCCAACUGCCUCCUCCGAAAGCUUUCGUGAACCCACAAACUCGCUCAAGAAGAGACGGUGAAAGUUCACACCGUGACCCGGAAAUUCGUUGUCUCGCCGCUGAUCCUGCUUUCGGCGCCUUUGCCCCCACGCAGGUUGUCCCUGCUGGUGCAUACGAAGCUCGUCACAUGGCUAACCCUGCCGUUGGCGUGCCGUCGCUCGCAUGGAGUGGUCAAACCGCAGGAACAUUGGAGAUCAGCACCUCAGAAGUCCCUCGCCCCAACCUUGGUGCGCUUCCCAAGAAGAUCCCCCGUUAUCCUCCGGGUCUUGGUUACCCGGAAGGUGACGUCGCGGUUCCCGUCACCGGCACGGCCGAAGUGGCAUAUGUACCUACACCUAUUUCGCAACCCACUCUGCCCUGUCUUCCCAAUCUGCCUAAUUCGGAUUCCGUACCUGCCAAAUACCUUGCAUCUGCUGUAGCUACUGCUACUGCUAGUCGCUCAACUGGUCUCCAGCAGGAGGUCACAACCAGGCAGAACGGUGAAUCUACUGCCGCCUGCAAAGCUCGCUAUGAAAAGUAUAAGAUUCAGACGAGCGUUGUCCGCAUGAAGGCUGGGAUGUAUAGGUACAAGUUCACUCGCCCCAUCGGACGCGGAGCAAAUGGCACUGUGUGGUUUGGCGAAGGCACCCGAGACGAUGGGCCUGCGAUGGAUGUCGCUGCUAAAGUCAUUAAUCGGCAAGCAUUUUUCAGCACUUUCGUAUCAGACAAGGACCUAGCGCAGAUAUCUACUGCGAAGGGGAAGAAAUAUCUAGAAGACAGAGCAGUGUACGCUGCAGAUUGCGUCCACAACGAAUUUGGUGCCUGGCUCGCGGCGACGUACGAGUGCCACCCAUUCUUAACUCCUCUUAUCGACUGUUUCUCCGACGACAAGAAUAUAUACUUCAUCAUGAGGUACUAUCCCGAGAACCUUCGCCAAAGGGCUUUGAAUAAGGCUUGUCCUUUGCAACUCUGGCAAAUCCGCCUCAUUGCUGCUGAACUGGCGCUCGGUCUUGAAAAGCUGCAUGACAUACGUAUCAUGCACAAUGAUUUGAAGCUCGAAAAUAUCUUGGUUACUCCGAAUGGACACGUCACGGUCUGCGACUUCGGCCAUGCAAGUACUUUCUCUCUGGACAUCGCUGAGGACGAGUGGAAUGGAAAGAUUAUGAGUGGUAAGGCAGGCACAGAUGGGUAUCUGGCGCCUGAGCAGUUCGUCGGCGACAGCGCACACAACUACAAGGCCGAUAUAUACGCAUUCGGCUUGAUGAUUUUAGAUCUCUUUAUGCCAGGCGGCGCUCCCUGGUAUGAACAUGUACCUAACUUAGACCUCGGGGACGGCAGCGACGAUAUUGAUCGAAGUCUCUUUGACCAUGGACAACCAGACCCAAGGCAAGGUCCCGUAAUGGACAGAGUUUACGACCACUUGGCCGAGGAUCUCCUCAUGCAGAUCCUCCACCCCAACCCUGCCAAGAGACCUGGGUGGAAUGAAAUCAAGAGACAUCCAUUCUUUACAAAUUACCUUGACUGGACGCGUGUCCUUGCACGCGAUUAUGAUCCCUGCUACCGUGCCUGCAGCAGGAAGCAAAAAGUUAAGCCGAUCAUCCGGCCCUCGUGCUGGGUUCGUCAACAUCGGGACACACGUGCUGCCAAUGCAAUACACACACUCCUCCAGAGGACUUCCGAUGCGGAUAGCAUUGGCGCUUUGAGCAUCCAGGCUCCUCGAGGACUAGGGUGGAUUGACAAGCGGCAUGGGGUCGCUUGUCGUGGCAGGCGAGAUCGCUGUGUAUGUGACUUCCCUCUGAUGUAAAGCAUGGCGCCACGAACUGUGGCGUGUUCCAGUCGAGGCUUGUGAGACAUGGACUCUCCUGUGUAUUUAUUGCCGGUUUUCAUUGUGAUGCAAUGUACUACAUAGUAUGAUCGGGUUAUUGUCAAC